This is a messenger RNA of Esox lucius (northern pike), 3299 nucleotides long. RefSeq names its product TRAF3 interacting protein 2-like (gene traf3ip2l). Gene Ontology annotation, biological process: humoral immune response; positive regulation of canonical NF-kappaB signal transduction. The record is from RefSeq and is a predicted model, not a curated record. The transcript has 10 exons. NCBI's taxonomy places the organism in Eukaryota, Metazoa, Chordata, Actinopteri, Esociformes, Esocidae. The coding region runs from base 400 to 1797 and encodes 465 amino acids.
ACCGAGGUUGUGAAAGGGACGUGAUGCCACACCACCUGUUGGGUUUUUUACAGGUUCUCACUGCGCAGUCUCCAUUGAAGCUCCAACGGAUCGGAUUGUCUGGCGAAAUUUGCGGUACAAAGAGUUGAGUUUGUCAUGACAAACAGAUUUAUGAAGUGUUUGUUACUUGUUUGUUAUUGACGGAAGGGGGAGCUUGGUACACAUCUCUUGGUAGUACAUUGUCAGAUGAAUCAGUGCGGAUGUCGAGACUAGUGAAGACACAUACCUGCUGUUCGAUUUUAAACUUUGUACACGUUGGAUUUGAAACCCGAUCUAGGUGUUGGAUUUUGUACGAUGAGGAUGGUGUGUGUUGUUUCUGACAGGAUGGUGUGUGUUGCUGGGCGUGAAGGGACCUGAUCCAUGGUGGCUGAUAGAAUGAUGUUCCCCACACCCUGCUACUCAACCACAGCUACAGACAGACGUGUCCCCUAUCUGACCUUUGAGAACACCCCAGAGGAGGACGACGAAACCAUGAGCACUAAGGACUGCCACAGGGAAAUCUUCACAGAGCCAGACCCAAGGCCCAUCUCCCACCCUGAUGGCUUCAGCCUCCCCCUGGAUGAUGACUCCUCCUCCCACCCUGAUGGCUUCAGCCACCGGGGGGCUCUGGAGGGGCAGCAGCCCAACAGAGGCCUGUUGGAGGAUAGCUAUUCUCCGUAUCAGCCCCCUGUUGGUCUGCGGGCCGGAUACAGCCAGCCCACACCCUUCCCCAGCCAGGCAGACAUGUACAGCCACUCCACUCCGUUCCCCAGCCAGACGGAUGCCUUCUGCCGGCCCACUCCAUUCCCCAGCCAGAUGGACCCCUCGUGGAUCCAACCCAGCGGUGCCUGGUCUGGACCUGUUUACCCCAGGAGCCUGCCCUCCUGCCCAAACCCGCCAGACUACCCCCAGUACCCAGGAGAGAGCUGCUACUCACAGGGGAAAUCCCUGUCCCUGCCUGGGCACUACAGUACCAGCAGCCUGGAGCAACCCCGCUCCCUGCACUCCAACCCCCCCUCAGGAGGCCUCUUCCACUCCCUUCCCCCCUACUACUGCCCCCCCCCUGGGGCGGCCUGCUGUGCCAAGUGCCCUGUAGGGGGCUUCAUCAUGGGCCCUGCGCCCCACCACGGCCCCCAGCCAGGCCCCAGAUACCAUCUCCCCUACACGCCCCCCUAUCCAGAUAACUGCAGUCUUCCUGCUGCAGGCUACAUUCAGAGCCCCAACCCGAAACCCAAGACCAACCCCUUCAGCGCACCCCUCUCUCUGGAGCAAAGAAGGGUGUUUGUGACCUAUGAAGCCGACAGUGAUAAACAUGUGAACCAGAUCAUCAGAUUUGUGGCGUUGCUGAGACACAAUGGCUUUGACACACAUAUUGACAUGUUUGAGCAGCACUUUCGGAGCAUCAGUAAAAUCGACUUCAUGGAGCGGUACCUCAGUGAGAAGGAAUACCUAAUUAUCAUCAUUAUCAGCCCUAAGUACCAUGAAACGGUGACAGCAUCACCAGUUAGCCUGGACAAUGACGAGAGGACCCUGAACACUGUCUAUAUUCACAAGCAGCUGCAGAAUGAGUUCAUACAGAAUGGCAGUAAGAACUUCAGAUUCAUCCCCAUCCUGUUUCCUGGAGCUAAGAAGUGCCAUGUUCCAACGUGGCUCCAGAACACUCAGGUCUACAGCUGGCCUCGGGAUAGAGAUGAUGUCCUACGUCGCCUGAUGAGAGUAGAAAAGUACAACCCUCCUCCCAUUGGCGAACUGCCCACCAUUGUCUCCAUCCCGAUCUAACAGCGCAGCGCCCCAUCUGGUCUGGAGGACAGACAGUAUACUGCUCCAUAAAGCUACGGUGACAUGAAUGCGGAUGAAAGCAGAUUUCCAUUAAUGGGCACAGAAGACACGCUGUGAUCGACUUAUCUGAUCGUAUCAACUCUGACGAGGCCUGAACCCUUUGCUGCUUCCUUCACAGCAGUCUUGUCUAUGUCUGCUGCUUUGACUGGACAUGUUUUCACUGCUUUGUGAUUUGGGUGGUUGCAGCUCUGGAAUAAGUGAUAACUCAUAUCUGUCCUGUGCAGUGUCUAACGCAACCAUGUGGGCAAAAUCUUGUUGUGACUUGUCAUGCCUCUGCAAUCGUUUUGUCAAGCUCUUUCCUUCAGUGGCACCCUUAUUCCCUUCAUAGUGGGCUGGGUCAACUGUAGUGGACUAUAUAUAGAACAGGGUGCCAUUUGGGACAAAGAUAAUAUAUCUAAGUCCUUCUGAUGACUGUUUGUCCACAGUCCUCAUAGUUUACUAAUGCAUUGAAAGAAUGCAUUGAAGUGUGCAUUAAACAUUUUUGAAGUGAGAUGUUAAAGUAGAAUUUAUUCCAGCAAAUGGUGGUUAAAAUUAGCUUUUGCUUUCAAUUAUAUUUUUUCUCUGGCCAUAUCAUUGUUUCACAGAGAGGAGGCAUCUAACAUCAAGUUGAAAAAAGUUUAAUUCUCUUUUAAUUGAAUAGGUUCAGUUAAACGAUAUAGAACAUAAAUAUUGAUAAAAAUACCUGGGAAGUUGAAAUAAUUAAAUAUAAAAUUAUUGUCUGCUCCUGUAUUUAUAUCUGCUCCUGUAGUUUUAAUGACAACCCUCUCAGAACUAAACAGGUCUGUGUUUGUUGUUGCUGGGCAACAAUAAAGGGUUUACAAAUGUCGCCCUGUUCCUUAUAUAGUUCACUACUUUUCAGCAGGAACCAUGGGGGUUUAGAGCAGCGACCCAUUAAACCUCAGCACACUGAGUUUGCUACUUCACUGAAUGUACUUGCUAUUACUGAGUUGGUUAUUUGUCCCAGCUAUGUUAAGAUGCUACUCACUGGAUAAGAAUGUGUAAAUGACUAAAAUGUUCAUGUAAAACAUUAGUGAAGUGAAUGUAGAUUUGGGAAGCUAAAUCAUUCUGCUUUGCAUUUUCUACUGAUGUUUCGAUUGCCUGAUGCUGUGCUAGUCUUGUUACCAAGUGCAGUGUUUCCCAAUCCUGGUGCUGGGGACAUUUUAGGUUUUGCCCUAGAGCUCAUCCACCUGAUUCAAAUGUUGCCCUAGCGCUCAUCCACCUGAUUCAAAUGUUGCUGUAGCGCUCAUCCACCUGAUUCAAAUGUUGCCCUAGCACUCAUCCACCUGAUUCACACAUUGCCCUAGCACUCAACCACGUGAUUCAAAUGUUGCCCUAGCACUCAUCCACCAGAUUCAAAUUUUGCAUUAGCACUCACACACCUGAUUCAAAUGUUGCCCUACCACUCACACACUUGAUUGACAUAAUCAACCUGUCAUCAAGUC